GGAAAGGUUGUGUUUAGUGUGGUUUAUUUUCCCGCGUUAUAUUUUGAUAGCGUGCUGGAGACCCGGCCUUUUGUUUUAUCUGUGAUAUACACGAGGUUUCUCGGAUAAAUUGCGUAUAAUUUUGCGAAUGCAGUGUUUGUGUAAAAGUGUUAUUAUUUAUUGAGUUUUGUUAUGGUUUUAGUUCUUUAAAGUGUAUAAAUUAUGUUUUUCAAAUAAGUUUAAUUAAUGACAAGUCCAUAAGGCAAUAUCUAAUUGGAUUUUAAAAUGAAGACAAUUUGCGGUUAACCUUAUAAUCGGUAAAGCUAUUAAUAUAAAUGCCAAAAAAUAAUGUAAUCACUUACUUCUUUUUAUAGUGAAAACCAAUAAGUGUCAAAAAUGCAACAUUUAAUAUUCGACAAUAACAUAGACAAUAAAAAAACUAAAUACAGACUAUAAAUGUGUUCAAAAUGGCGUCGGAGAAUAUCGAACGCGUUCCUAAACUGUGUACUUAUGAAGAAACUUAAGACUGCAGUCAGGAAGUGGCGAAGUAUGCGCCUCUUCCGAAAACGAGACGAUUUGUCAACAACUCGUCAAUUAUCUAUCGAUCAACCGUCAACAUCUGGCACACCUGCACAUCUACAACGAACCAUACCAGCAGAUUUACAAUUGGAACCAGACGAAGGUCAAAAAUUAAGAGAACAACAACUAAGACAAUUCGCAUUCUUCCAACUUAGGGUACAUUUAAAAAGAGGCCAAAAUUUAGUCGCCAUGGAUAAGAACGGUUUGUUAUCAGGCACCAGUGACCCGUACGUGAAAUUCAAGGCUGGCGGUAGACUGUUGCACAAAUCGAGGAUAGUGUAUAGAGACCUUAAUCCAGUAUGGGAUGAAUGCUUCACCGUACCGAUUGAGGAUCCAUUCGUACCAGUACAACUUAAGGUAUUUGAUUACGACUGGGGUCUCCAAGAUGACUUUAUGGGAAUGUGCUAUUUGGAACUAACAGCGUUGGAACUAGGCAGAACCCAGGAUUUGGUACUCUGUCUUCGAGAUCCUAACAAACCGAACCAGGAUAUGGGAGAGAUUGUUCUGAAUGUCACGCUAUGGCCGAAGUCACAGGAAGAUAAAGAUCAGUAUCUUUUGAAGAAUACAAGGCUAAGUGACGUAAAUAAGCGACUUAAGGCGCAGAUAUGGAGCUCAGUUGUUACUAUAGUUCUUGUUGAGGCAAAGAAUCUGCAAGCAAUGGACGUUGAUACUAGAUCUAGUGAUCCUUAUUGCAAAUUUAGGUUAGGUAAUGAAAAAUAUAAAAGUAAAGUUGUAUGGAAGUCACUUCAUCCAUCAUGGCUGGAACAGUUCGACCUACAUCUGUACGACGAUCAGGAGCAAAUACUGGAAGUGACUGUGUGGGACAAGGACAAACAGACUAAAGACGACUUUUUAGGGAGGUGUACAAUAGAUCUAUCUACAUUAGAAAGAGAGAAGACACAUAACAUAUGGCAGGAUUUAGAAGAUGGUAAUGGACAAAUAUUUCUAUUGCUGACGAUCAGUGGUACCACACAAUCGGAAACUAUUACAGAUCUGACUAGUUAUAAAGAAAAUCCUAGAGAUAUUGAAAUAAUAGAGAGGAGAUAUGCUUGGUACCGACUCAACGAGCACUCGAGUGGUGUCGGCUGGCUGUGUGUCAAAGUGUACGGCGCCAAGGGUCUAGCGGCCGCGGAUUUGGGAGGAAAGUCAGACCCUUUCUGUGUACUUGAACUGGGCAACGCCAGAUUACAAACGCACACAGAAUAUAAAACAUUGACACCGAGUUGGAUGAAGAUAUUCACUUUUACAGUCAAAGACAUCACAUCGAUAUUAGAAAUAACCGUAUAUGAUGAAGAUCAUGACCAUAAAGUAGAGUUCCUCGGUAAACUGGCAAUACCACUGCUGAACAUACGCAAUGGUGAAAAGAGAUGGUUCGCACUCAAAGACAAGAAAAUGAGAGCCAGAGCAAAGGGGAAUUAUCCACAGAUUUUGUUAGAGAUGAUGGUCAUAUGGAAUCCGUUGAAAGCUGCAAUAAGAGUAAUAAAUCCAAAAGAACCAAAAUACAUGCAUCAAGAAUCAAAAUUCAAGAGGCAACUGUUCAUAAGAAAUGUGAUGAGGUUAAAAGCUAUAAUAAUGUGGUUUAUUGAAGUCGGGAAAAUUUUACAAGACUGUUUUGAAUGGGAAUCUAGAUUUAGAUCCUUCCUAGGUCUGUUAGCGUGGCUCGCCUUUUGUUAUUAUUAUCAGAUGUGGAUGUUGCCAUUUCUACUUCUAGUCUUUUUCUCAAGGAAUUGGCUCAUCUAUAGACUUACUGGAGGUAAUCCUUUAUUACAGCCAGUUGAUGAUGAAGAUUUACUGGCUGAAGAAGAUGAUGAAGAAGAGGUUGAUAAAGAAGAGAAGAAAUCAUUAAAAGAGAGAUUGCAAGCUAUACAAGAAGUCACGCAAACUGUGCAAAAUGCGAUAGGUUACGUCGCAUCUCUGGGAGAGGCGGUUAAAAACUUGAUGAACUUCACGGUGCCAUGUCUUAGUUAUUUAGCUAUAUUAAUGUUAUUUGGAGCUAUGUUAGUCUUAUAUGUGAUACCACUGCGUUACCUUCUUAUGGCUUGGGGUAUAAAUAAAUUCACAAGGAAAAUCCUUAGACCACACACAAUACCAAACAAUGAGGUUUUAGAUCUGUUGUCACGAGUACCAGACGACGAGAUAUUGCUUGAUUGCAGAGAACUUAAACCUCAUCCAGCGAACGAAGCUCGAAGGGACGCAAGAAAAAAACACAAAGCCGCCUAAAUUACAGAUUAUAUCUAGUCAAGCAAAGUUAUGUUCAUAGACAAUUUGAUAAACCAAUGUUGUUAGCUUUUUCUAAAACUACUAUGUGGUAACUUUUUUGAAGUAGAUCUACUAUUGUUGGAAUGUAUUAAAAAUUAUUUUAGCAACGGAAAAUUUAAAAACACUAGGAGGUGUUUUGAAGUAACCAAACGGAGAAAAAAAUUGAAAUAUUGAAUAUUAACAACAAUAAGAUUAUCAUGGUUAAUUAGUUGUGAAAAAAUUACGCUGCAUUUUAGCAGCAAUGCACAACAGUCUGUAGACUGAAGAUCUGAUGUAUAGUUGUAAUGUAUCAUUUACUUAUAAUGAUCAUUUGGUAUUUAAAUUAAUAUAAAUCAAUCGUCCAUGUAAUGAAUACCAUUAUUAGAUAGGAAGAUGUCAUUUGAAAAUCUUUAAGAUUAUUAUUUAACUUGCUGUC
Papilio xuthus (Asian swallowtail) is the source of this 3232-nucleotide messenger RNA. RefSeq names its product multiple C2 domain and transmembrane region protein (gene Mctp). Gene Ontology annotation, cellular component: synaptic vesicle membrane. Bases 436 to 2778 code for a protein of 780 amino acids. The record is from RefSeq and is a predicted model, not a curated record. The transcript is spliced from 18 exons. Lineage: Eukaryota; Metazoa; Arthropoda; Insecta; Lepidoptera; Papilionidae. Gene Ontology annotation, molecular function: calcium ion binding. Gene Ontology annotation, biological process: regulation of neurotransmitter secretion.